Molecule: messenger RNA, 710 nt
Organism: Sinocyclocheilus anshuiensis
Lineage: Eukaryota; Metazoa; Chordata; Actinopteri; Cypriniformes; Cyprinidae
Product: centromere protein J-like
Exons: 6
Coding region: 1-690 (229 amino acids)
Biological process (GO): centriole elongation; cilium assembly
Cellular component (GO): centrosome; centriole
Molecular function (GO): tubulin binding
Source: RefSeq, a predicted model, not a curated record
AUGUUAUUUAUUUGUUGUUGUUUUUUAUUGACAGAAUUUACUGUUGUUGAAGGGGGAAGUUUGUUUUAUCAUCAUACUGACUGCAAUGAUACACAAAUGGCAUCACAGGCCAGAAAAGACAAAGUACAGGAGGAAACCCGCUAUUCGGAUGGAAGGGUAGAGCGUCUUUUUUGGAGCGGAUGCCGUGUGAUCACAUUCCGCAAUGGAACGAAGAAAGAGAUCGGUGUUGAUAAGUCAGUCACUGUUACGUUCUUCAAUGGUGAUGUUAAACGCACGCUGGCUGACGGGACUGUGAUAUACUACCAUUGUGAUGCUCAGACAACACACUCAACUUAUCCAUCUGGAUUGGAGGUUGUACAGUUUCCAAACAACCAAAGAGAAAAACAUCAUCCUGAUGGUACAAGGGAAAUAUCCUUCCCAGAUGGCACGGUUAAGAUUCUUCACUCCGAUGGUCGAGAGGAGAGCAUUUUUCCAGAUGGAACUGUUGUCAAGAUAUCACAACAUGGGGAAAAGAUGGUGGAGUUUGCUAAUGGGCAGAGAGAGAUUCAUACUUCACAGUACAAGCGAAGGAUGUACCCGGAUGGAACGGUUAAAACUGUCUACACAAAUGGGAGGCAAGAAACAAAGUUCUCAUCUGGGAGGGUUUGCAUUAAGAACAAUGAAGGCAUCAUUAUAAUGGACAAAAAAUGAACUUCUAAAAACCCUUUUCA